AUGGGAUGUUGUCUCAUUAAAAAAAAGAAGUCCCUAAAAACAUAUGGAUAUACUCUAAAUAAUUAGGUUGAAGAAAACAAACAAGACAUUAAACAAUCCUUUAUUCAAGAUAUUUAAGUUAUAAUAUUGAAUCAUUCAGAAGAUGAGUAAGAUAAAGAUUCCCUCCAUUCAAAUUUAGACGCUGACAGCUGGGUAUAAGGGGAAGUUCUUGGAUAAGGUGCAUUUGGAAAAGUAGUAAUGGGACUUCAAAAGAAUGGUUAAAUUAUGGCAGUCAAAUAGGUUUUCAUACAGAAUUUUAAUGACCAAGUAAGAAGAGUUAUAUAGUUACAGAAGGAAAUCUAAAUGCUUAGCAAAUUACAACAUCCAAACAUAGUCAGAUAUUUAGGUUGUGAGCAAAAGAAUUAAUUUAUUAAUAUUUUUCUUGAAUAUGUUAGUGGAGGUUCGGUGUAAUCCAUGCUUGAAAGGUUUGGUUGUUUUAAAGAAAGUCUAAUUAAGACAUAUCUACGAUAAAUAUUAUUAGGUUUGAGUUAUUUACAUGCAAAAAAUGUGAUUCAUCGAGAUAUUAAAGGAGGUAAUAUUUUGAUUGACAAUUCUGGGAAGUGCAAAUUGGCUGACUUUGGAAGCAGUAAAUAAUUGAGUGAUUUUGCUCAUGAUACUCUUGGUUCUAUCUGUGGAACUCCCAAUUACAUGGCUCCUGAAGUUAUCAAUUAAGAAUAAUAUGGAAAAAAGGCAGAUAUUUGGAGUUUAGGAUGUACCAUUAUUGAAAUGGCCACAGGUCUACCUCCAUUCUCAGAAUUAAAGGAUGCGAUUGCAAUCAUGGUCAGAAUUGGAAAAUCAACUAAACCUCCUUCUAUUCCUCCAUAGUUGAUAUCGGCUGAAUCUAGGCACUUUGUAUCACUUUGUUUAUAAAUUGAUCCCAAAAAAAGGGCGACAGUCGAUGAAUUACUCAAUCAUCCUUUUUUGAGAAAGUCCUAAAUUAAUACUAUUUCCAAGAAUACAUAAAAGAUUCCCAAAAAAGAAUCUACCAUGAUUAAGCACACUUUUUUAUUAGACAAUGAAGUCGAAGCUGAUUAAAUUGAGCCAAAUUCUCCUUAAUUUUAAGGAUUAUAAGGUAAAUCCUUGUCUAAAACUAAUUAAAUUAGUGUCAAAAAAAAAGUUGAGCCUCCGAACUAUAACUUAAUUGUUGAACCCGAUUUGAGCGAUUAAAUUGAUUUAGAAUAAAGAUAAUAGGAGAUUACAAACUGUGAUAGCAAUGGUUAUAUUAAAUUCUCAUAAGAUGAUAAUUAAAAAAGUGUAAAAGCAAAGGAAUCAAAUUAAAACAAAUAAAAUUUGUAAAAUGACUUAGAUAAUGUUUUAAAUUAGUACUCAUAAUAGAAGUGA
Molecule: messenger RNA, 1380 nt
Organism: Paramecium tetraurelia
Lineage: Eukaryota; Ciliophora; Oligohymenophorea; Peniculida; Parameciidae
Exons: 4
Biological process (GO): protein phosphorylation
Molecular function (GO): ATP binding; protein kinase activity
Source: RefSeq, a predicted model, not a curated record